Messenger RNA from Rotaria sp. Silwood1, 336 nucleotides. The record is from the annotation of a GenBank genome assembly. Lineage: Eukaryota; Metazoa; Rotifera; Eurotatoria; Philodinida; Philodinidae.
AUGAAUGAAACAAUAGACGAUAAUAAAAUCGAAUCUCAACCACUAAUAAUACAUGUUGUUGAAGGUUCUAUUACAUCUCGUAUGAAAGAAAUAACAAAACGACCAAAAUGUGAACGUAGUUCAACAUUCAGUCAAUUCUUUAAUACACGACGUUGUCUUGUAAAUCCUGAAGCACAACAACGUAUAUUUGGUCCAAUACGUCGUUUUUAUUAUCGUUCAUUUUGUACAAUUUCAAAACUAUAUACAUUUACUGAAGGUUUUGAUAAAAAACCAACAAUAUUUGUUUUACAUCAACUUAUUCGUAAUGGUAAUGCAUAUUUACGUGUAAAAGGAUAA